Messenger RNA from Portunus trituberculatus (swimming crab), 2668 nucleotides. RefSeq names its product mucin-7-like. The record is from RefSeq and is a predicted model, not a curated record. Bases 433 to 1506 code for a protein of 357 amino acids. The transcript is spliced from 4 exons. NCBI's taxonomy places the organism in Eukaryota, Metazoa, Arthropoda, Malacostraca, Decapoda, Portunidae.
ACCGUGACUGCCGCUGCCACCACCACCAUCACUACCUACUCCUCCUCCUGCUCCCUUCUUCAGUACCGCCAGCGUCCCUUCACAACAACAGCUGUCCCUGAAAGGACUCCCUCACUUAUAGCACUCAUCCAAACGCACACACACAUUACGCACGCACACGCACACACACAAAUACCCACGUGCAUUCAUACACACAAACACACGUAAAGCAAACGUUGAUUUCUAUAAGAGGUGAUUUUUUGACUGACUGACUGACUGACUGAUUAACUGACUGACUAACUGACUCCCUUCUUUUCCUUUCUCUACUCACGAAAUCCAUGACACACGCACACACUCACACAACCUCCGGCACACUCCCAUUUCAUCACAUCACCGUCAUCACCUUCACGAGAAGCAGGGGCUCAUAACACGUCUUGGUUGUGGCUGGCGAGGAUGACUGUGGGUAGUGGUAGUGGUGGUGGCAGUGGAAGAGUAGUGUUAGCAAUGUUUGUGGUAGUGUCAAUAGUGGUCAGCCCCGUCCUAAGUCAGACUGGUGUUGGUGGGAGUGAUAGUGGUGAUGAUGGUGAUGAUGGUGGUGGUAGUGGUACUUUUCAGCUUUAUACAUCGUGCGGGGGGUCCAUCAAAACACCUCGCUUGUCGGUGGGAAGGACGAUGUGGCUGCGAGGAGUGGGAGAGGAAGUCACAUUUACUCCCGUAGGUUACACAGAAGAGCCUUGCGUCCUCCUGCCCAAAGCCUCCCAUCAGGUGACGAUCAGCGAUCAAGUGACGGUGCACGUAAGAGGCGCUGCAGGAGACGAAGAGGACAAGGACGUGUGUUACUUCAACUCAUCUUCUACGUUUAUGCUUCCCAAGGGCGUCCUUAAAGUGUCCUGUCUGAAGGACAAAACGCAAGCCGAGGCGGAGAUGCUUGGCGCUGAGGAGUCUUCCAGCAGCGCGCCAUCUGGUGCCAAGCCACAAAGCCGCGGCCUGGAUCCUCCUCCCACUACAUACACACCCCUCCACACCACCACCACCACAGCUCCGCCACAAAGUUCUCAAGCGCCUCCUACUUCAGCGAUAACACUUGAGUUGCCCAGCACCGGGUCACGCGCUGAAAGUUUGAACACCAACCUCAAGACAACUGCAGCCCCUUCCUCCACCAAGCAUCCACCUCUGAUCGACGACGGGGGAAUGGGGACAACACUAGGGCAGGAUACGACGGAGAUGCCGGACAGCACGACUAAGCACGUGAUCGAGGACCGAACGGCAGAGACAACUCACGGCAGCACAACAUCCCCAACGCCUGAUAGUAGCAGCAUCAACAACAACACGCAGGACACAGGCCAGACAGGGAAGACACCACUGCUGGCAAAGGCACACCCACCACUAACCAGAAACAAAAACAUCUCUGUCCGGGAACUGACGGUGCAGAGUGGCGGCGUCAGGUUUCUGGAGAACACGUCUCUGGCGAUCACGACGAUCACAUCAUCUACUUUGCAGGGGCGGGGGCAGGCGUGGCGAUGCUAGUGCUGGGCGUGGUGGUGGUGGCCUGCGUGGUGCACCAUCGAGUUCGUAAGGUGAAGAAAACGAAGCCCACGGACCUGUUCAUGAGCGGCGGGUACCGCGGCUCCCUGAACAGCAUGGACAUGAGCGGCAGUCAUGGCGCCUACCUCAACGCCCACGUCAUGUACUCUGGCGCCGAGGUAGAGUUUGCAGAGUCCUUUGAGCUGGAAGAGCGAGUCUUGAACAGUAACAUAUCCUACUCCUCCCACGACAUCCCCAAGUGCCUCAAGGGAUCCUAAGACAGUAUUCUCCCACCUCCACUAAAUACUUCCAAAAGCCUCUUGCUGAAGUGACACAGGUUUUUACUGUUCUACUGAUAGAUUUGUAAGACUUCUACAUUAUCAACAGGAGAAAUUGUUUUAAGAAACUGGUUAAUAAUCUCUGUGGUUUGGAAAAUGUCGUGAUGAAAAAGCAAAAAGCGAAGUGUUUCUGAAUAUUGAUCCUGGAGUGGCUUUGACCUAAGGGCGGCCAGUACUCCCCACAUCAGGGCUGAUGUUACUGCGAACUCCUGUAGCGUGUUGUGUGCGUGUGGCGAAGGUGUGGACAGGCUAGUAUGUUGCUGCUGGCGGCGUGGCGGAAGGGAAUCAGAGAGUGAGUGAGGGAGAUGCAGAAUAAAAGUGAAUUAACAAUGGGUUAAGUGUGUGUGUAUAUUCACCGUCGUCUGCUGGUUAUUCAGUGUGCGUGCGUGCGUGCGUGCAUGUUGUCCAGUGUCCAUCACCUUAUAAAGGCAUCGAACGAGCCCACUUGCACCGUUUCAACACAAUAUUGCGUAACACACUUGAAACAUCCUGAGUAGAUUUUCAUUUUGAUUAAUUAUCUCUUUCGUAAUUACUUCUUGUUGAACACUCUAACUAAAAGUUGUAUUGCAUGACACUCAUGGUGGGGAGACUUGUGGAAGAGGUGGAGGUGGUGAAGGAGGGGUGGGAUGUGGAGAGGCUGGAAAGACUGAUAUGGAAGAAGGGGACUAAAGACGAGAGAGCUGUGGAUAGGAUGGAGGAUUGGAAGUGCUAGAAAAAAAUAGAAAGGUAGAGGGGAGUUGGGGCCGGAAAGAAAGAAGAGAAGAAGAGACUGGAAGGUGCUAGCUGCAUGGAAGAAUGGAAAGGAGAAAUAAAGUGUAAGAAACUAU